Messenger RNA from Desarmillaria tabescens, 548 nucleotides. RefSeq names its product hydrophobin 2. Gene Ontology annotation, cellular component: fungal-type cell wall. Bases 21 to 380 code for a protein of 119 amino acids. Lineage: Eukaryota; Fungi; Basidiomycota; Agaricomycetes; Agaricales; Physalacriaceae. Gene Ontology annotation, molecular function: structural constituent of cell wall. The record is from RefSeq and is a predicted model, not a curated record. The transcript has 4 exons.
GUCGAACAACUUAUCUUACCAUGUUUGCUCGCGUAUCUGCUUUCUCUCUCGCCAUCUUGGCCUUGCCUCUUCUCGCUGCCGCUAGCGUGGUACCAAGGGAAUCCACGAACACAACUGUCACCGGAGGCCAAUGCAAUACUGGUUCCGCUCAAUGUUGCAAGUCUGUUCAAGAUCCGAAGGAUUCAGCGGUUCAGAAUGCUCUCGGUUUUCUGGGAAUUCCCAUUGGCGAGAUCACCGCCGGAGUGGGCCUCACUUGUGACCCCAUUACCGUCAUUGGUCUUGGUACCACUCAGUGCGCUAACCAGCCAGUUUGCUGUGAGAAGAACAACUUCAACGGUCUCGUUGCCCUCGGCUGUACCCCCAUCAAUGUCGGACUCUAAGCGUAGUCCUAUGGACUUGUUUCCUUGGAUUUAUCUUUCCUACUCCCAACCAAUUAGAUGCUUCCAUCAUGGAAUACACGAUAUUAUUUAAUAAAACUCUUUCUUGAAUUUCCAGAAUAAGCUUCAACAGUGAUGAAGCGAAUCCUUGCACUGUCGUGCGAAAGCGUU